AUGUGCUUCCAAAUUGGCCCAGAGAAAGGGAUGCAGCAAGGAGGACAGCCACCUUUAGCUGUUUUAGGACAGCCACCUUUAUCUGAGUACUCAUGGUUUCCUGAGGAAAUCAAGAAUAUUUUAAACCUCAAACAGCUAAAACUUGGACUAAACAAUCUGAAUGGUACUAUACCAGAUGAGAUUGGUCAUUUGUCACACCUUGAGGUGCUUGAGUUGCAUCAAAAUGACUUCCAAGGCCCAAUACCAUCAUCAAUUGGAAACCUCACUGUGCUCCAGACAUUGAACGUGAAGAUGCCAGGCCUAAACUCCAGCAUCCUAGCUGGUAUAAGCUUCUGCACCAACCUUAAAUUUGUUGACAUGUCAGUAAAUAGCUUGACAGGUUCCUUGCCUCUUUCUAUGGCUUCAUUAACAAGGAUCAGAGAGUUUGGACUCUCUUCUAACCAGUUAUCUGGAGAGAUUUAUCCAUCUCUUCUAUCAAGUUGGCCUGAACUCUUCUCUUUGCAACUCCAGUUCAAUGACAUGUGA
Molecule: messenger RNA, 525 nt
Organism: Lotus japonicus
Lineage: Eukaryota; Viridiplantae; Streptophyta; Magnoliopsida; Fabales; Fabaceae
Product: receptor-like protein 43
Exons: 1
Coding region: 1-525 (174 amino acids)
Molecular function (GO): protein binding
Source: RefSeq, a predicted model, not a curated record